Messenger RNA from Entamoeba invadens IP1, 1185 nucleotides. RefSeq lists its product as hypothetical. The transcript has 4 exons. The record is from RefSeq and is a predicted model, not a curated record. Lineage: Eukaryota; Evosea; Mastigamoebida; Endamoebidae. Bases 1 to 1185 code for a protein of 394 amino acids.
AUGAAACAAAAACAAAAGAAAAAGCACGUUCAGACGAGCUCAAGCUCUACACAACUCCAUACCCUCGCACAACCAUUUGAAAAAAGUCUGAAAGUGAAGGAUGCGUGGUUCGAUGUCCUCUCCGUGUUAAAUAAAGAUGUUACAAGCGGUGUAAUCAGUUACUUGUUACGGACCGAACUUUCGGACGCGGAGAGACAACAAAACGCGGACUUACUCUUAUCGUUUUAUGUGGGGUGCGACAAACUGAAAGAACUGAUUGACCUUUGCGUCGAGAUGGAUUACUUCUUGAAGGUGAAUGAUAAGACGAAGUAUUCUCCAUAUACCAAUUUACUCAUGGCAAUAGUCUUACGAAGCUGUAAGGAUCAAUUCCAAGAGUUCCAACAACUUUUGAUUAAGCGGGUACAAAAGUUGAAGGGGGUAUCUCUUGAUGACAAGAAAACGUCGACGUCUGACAAAGAUUUAAUGAAGGUGAAAGAACUCCUCAAUUCGUUUGUAGAAGGGUGGAUGACCCAAAACUUCCCGACCGUUGUCAUGUACAUCUGGUCGAAACAGUACCAAACGUUUUCAAACAAAAUCUUCACGAAGGACGAUGUGUAUAAAACGAUGGAGAAUUACAUGUUUCUGUCUCCAUUUAAUUCAUUUGUAUAUUUGUGGAUGAACCAAACGGAGAGUGUCCAGUCGAUCAUUUUGUUUUCGCGGCUCAUGCAGUCGCUCUUUGUCACAACGCAAACGGAUUCGUACUGGAAACUUUGGAUGAAACAGAACUCGCAAGAUUUAUUAAAACAAGUCUUCAAAUUUGUGUGGAGGAUAAAAGACUUGGAAGUUGAGCCCAACGUUGCUGUCUCGCAAAUUCCACGGAACGUGAAGGGCCUUGUCGACUUUUUGAACACUGAAGAAUCGAAGAAAGGCGUCAAGAACUACAUUUCAGAGUAUGGCAUACGACUACUUCUAUUAACAGGGAAAACAGACGAGAGGUCGGUCAAACUCCAAUCAGUCCAAGCAGAGACAUACUCUCUCUUGGUCGCAUCGAUGAACGACAAACUCAAUUUCUUACAACAAAUGUCGAUAAUGAAGAUGCGAAUUAAGGAUUUGCAUGAGGAGCGACGUUAUUUGAGGCAACUCCUUGGCCCUGAAUAUAUGAAUGACGAACAUGACGAGGAACAAGAAGAGAAAGACGAGAAUUGA